Messenger RNA from Psilocybe cubensis, 1170 nucleotides. RefSeq lists its product as uncharacterized. NCBI's taxonomy places the organism in Eukaryota, Fungi, Basidiomycota, Agaricomycetes, Agaricales, Agrocybaceae. Bases 1 to 1170 code for a protein of 389 amino acids. The transcript has 12 exons. The record is from RefSeq and is a predicted model, not a curated record. Gene Ontology annotation, molecular function: iron ion binding; monooxygenase activity; heme binding.
AUGCGCGAGCUAGCUCCGAUCUUCCAUGCUGUGGGCCGAAAGGUGCAACAAUCUCUGAUAAUGAAGGCGAAUGAGAAACCAACCAAGGUUGACAUGCUGAGCUGGAUGACCCGACUAUCCUUAGAGCUAGUUGGUAAAGCUGGACUGGGUUACACCUUUGAUGAUCUCACAGAUAAUUCUGUUGAGCAUCCUUACGAACAAGCAGCUAAGCAACUCGCGGGAUCGUAUAGUCAAAAUGCAUUUUUGCGAACCAUUAUUACCCCGAAAAUAACUACAAUAGGAAGUCCUGCGUUUCGAAAAUUCGUAGUCGAACACAUGCCUCUGAAAUUUGUUCAGGAAAUGCGCCGAAUCGUACAAGUCAUGCAUAAUACUUCUAUCGAUAUUUUCAAAUCGAAAAAGGCAUUGAUUCACUGGGAAGGACAAAAUGUCUCUAGAAAUGGGAAAGGGAGCGAUAUCAUCACUGCACUGAUGAGAGCCAAUGUCACGGCUUCAACUAUCGAUAAACUGGCGGACGAUGAAGUUAUAAGUCAUAUAAAAGUAAUUCAUACACUGGCACUUCAUCAAGAUGUCCAGGUCAAAUUGCGGGAAGAGAUCCGACAGGCACGCAAAAUAUCUGGGGAACAAGGUUUUACUCAUGAUGAAAUCAUGUCUCUACCUUUGCUUGACGCAGUCAUUAAGGAAACCUUACGACUGUAUCCUCCAACAGUUACAACUCAGAGAACUGCUCGACGAGACACUGUUCUACCUCUUGCCACUCCCAUCCAAGGUAUCAACGGAGAUGCCAUUAGCCACAUCGAUGUACCUAAAGGAACGACCAUCGUUGUGUCUAUCAUAGGCUCGAAUAGAAAUCAAACUAUUUGGGGGGUAGAUUCUCAAGAGUGGAAGCCGGAAAGGUGGCUCCAGCCGUUGCCCGAAUCCUUAAUCAACGCGCGAGUCCCCGGAGUGUAUUCUCAUAUGAUGACAUUUCUCGCUGGUGUAAGAGCAUGUGUUGGUUUCAAAUUUGCAGAAUUGGAGAUGAAGGUCGUCCUCGCAUUACUUGUAGAAGCUCUAGAAUUCUCACUAGGAACGGACACUAUCAUAUGGCACAUGAACGCGAUCGCUCAGCCUUACCUUGAAUCUAACAGUAAUGCUCCAACUAUGCCUAUUUUAAUCACUGUGGCCAAGGCAUAA